GAAUGAACAGCCUCCUGCUAAAGCUGCUACUAUGUGUAGCCAUUACUGCUGCCUUCCCAGCAGAUAAACAAGAUGAGCCCCCAGCAACAAAGGAAGAAAUGGCAGAGAAUUACUUGAAGAGAUUUUACAGUCUUGGAACUGAUGGGGGACCAGUUGGAAGAAAGAAACACAUCCAACCUUUCACUGAAAAGCUCCAGCAGAUGCAGAAGUUUUUUGGCUUAAAGGUGACAGGAACAUUGGACCCCAAGACUGUAGAAGUAAUGGAGAAACCCAGAUGUGGAGUCUAUGAUGUUGGCCAGUACAGCACAGUCGCAAAAAGUUCUGCAUGGCAGAAGAAGGAUCUGACCUACAGAAUUCUAAACUUCACUCCUGACCUGCCUCAGGCUGAUGUGGAGACUGCCAUACAAAGAGCUUUCAAAGUCUGGAGUGACGUGACACCUUUGACCUUUACCAGAAUCUAUAAUGAAGUAUCAGAUAUAGAAAUCUCCUUUACAGCUGGAGAUCACAAAGACAAUUCUCCUUUUGAUGGAUCUGGUGGCAUUUUGGCCCAUGCCUUUCAGCCUGGCAAUGGCAUUGGUGGAGAUGCCCAUUUUGAUGAAGAUGAAACCUGGACAAAGACCAGUGAAAUAUACAAUCUGUUUCUUGUUGCUGCUCAUGAAUUUGGACACUCGCUGGGGCUUUCUCAUUCCACUGAUCAGGGUGCUUUGAUGUAUCCAACAUACUCAAAUACCGACCCCAAGACAUUUCAGCUUCCUCAAGAUGAUAUCAAUGCUAUACAGUAUCUAUAUGGAAAAUCCUCCAAUCCAGUCCAACCAACCGGACCAUCCACUCCUUCCAGAUGUGAUCCAAAUGUUGUUUUCAAUGCUGUCACCACCAUGAGAGGAGAACUGAUUUUCUUUGUGAAGAGGUUUUUAUGGAGGAAGCAUCCCCAAGCAUCCGAGGCUGAACUCAUGUUUGUUCAAGCAUUCUGGCCAUCGCUGCCCACUAAUAUUGAUGCGGCGUAUGAAAAUCCUAUAACGGAGCAGAUCCUUGUGUUUAAAGGAUCAAAAUAUACAGCUCUGGACGGCUUCGAUGUAGUACAAGGUUACCCCAGGAACAUCUACAGCCUGGGAUUUCCAAAGACCGUGAAAAGAAUUGAUGCGGCUGUUCAUAUUGAACAACUAGGGAAAACAUAUUUCUUUGCAGCUAAGAAAUACUGGAGUUAUGAUGAAGAUAAAAAACAAAUGGACAAAGGCUUUCCAAAGCAAAUAAGCAACGAUUUCCCGGGAAUUCCUGAUAAAAUUGAUGCAGCUUUUUAUUACAGAGGCCGCCUGUAUUUCUUCAUUGGAAGGAGCCAGUUUGAAUACAAUAUCAACUCUAAAAGAAUCGUACAGGUCUUAAGAAGCAACAGCUGGUUGGGCUGUUAAUAAGACGGACCCCAAGCUCUGUAACAAGGGCAACGAUGAAUGUGAUGGCAGCUCAUUUCUGCACCUGCCGUGUGACCAAUAUUAUUUAAAAUCAUUUCCUUUGAAUGUUUGACUUUAUUUAAUCUUUAUGAAUUAAUAUUUUGUACUCAUGUUGUUUUAAUAAAAACGUUUUGUUUAAA
Messenger RNA from Xenopus laevis (African clawed frog), 1585 nucleotides. It is a transcript of the gene mmp1.S, whose product is annotated as matrix metallopeptidase 1 S homeolog. Gene Ontology annotation, cellular component: extracellular matrix. The record is from RefSeq and is marked provisional. Lineage: Eukaryota; Metazoa; Chordata; Amphibia; Anura; Pipidae. Gene Ontology annotation, molecular function: metallopeptidase activity; metalloendopeptidase activity; zinc ion binding. Gene Ontology annotation, biological process: collagen catabolic process; proteolysis; extracellular matrix organization.